CCAAAUUUUUAGCUUAUAAAAAAGCAGAGCAAAUCCAUAUUAAGCCUCACUCAACUCUAGAAAGGAAAGGAAAAGAAAAACAGAGUUUCAGUUUCAGAAAUUUCUAUUACUGAAGAAAAAGAAUACUCAGCUCAAUCUAAUAUCUUAUCCUAACUAGAGAUUGUUGCUUGAAGAUUUUGAAUUCGGUGAAUAAUAGGAAGUAAAAGCUAAUAAUACUCUUAACAUGGGUUCAUUGGGUGAGAUUGCACCAGAGGAAACAUCCAACAAGCCCCCAGGGAUAAAGUUUGUGGAGCACAUAAAAAAGUCCCCAAUUUCCUUUAAAACCCACCAAGUAAUUGUUCUGAUUGUGACAUUUUUGGCAUACGCAAGCUACCAUGCUGCCAGGAAAACAACAAGUGUAGUGAAAAGUUCUCUUGAUCCCCAAUCACAAGAUUUGGGCUUGAAGUUUGCACCAUGGAGGAUAACAUACCUUCAAUCUCCACCAGAGACCAGAAAGCUUUCCUGGGCUCCUGAAGAUGGUUGGGCACCUUUUAGUGGAUCAGAUGGAACAGCUCUUCUUGGUGAACUGGACGUGGCGUUCCUCGCAGUUUAUGCCAUGGGAAUGUAUUUUUCUGGUCAUCUUGGGGAUAGAUUGGAUUUGAGGAUCUUUUUAACAGUUGGAAUGGUAGGAACUGGUGUGUUCACUUCCCUAUUUGGUCUUGGUUACUGGGGAAACAUCCAUAGUUUUUACUACUUCCUUAUAAUUCAAAUGGCUGCUGGUCUUUUCCAAUCAACUGGUUGGCCUUCAGUGGUUGCAGUAGUUGGUAAAUGGUUUGGGAAGAAGAAGAGAGGCCUUAUAAUGGGAAUAUGGAAUGCUCACACCUCUAUUGGAAACAUCACUGGUUCAUUGGUAGCUUCUGUUUUAUUGAGCUAUGGAUGGGGCUGGUCCUUUGUUGUGCCUGGUGUGUUGAUCACAUUUUUCGGUUUGGUUGUUUUCUUCUUCUUACCGGUGAGUCCUGAGGCCGUAGGAGCUGAUGAAGAUGAAGAUGAAGAUGAACCACAGUCGCCCAAGAAAAUUGGGGAGGCAUUGGAGGUACCAUUUUUGAGAUCAGAGAAAAUGGGAAAUAAGGACAAAGCUGUUGGAUUCAUAGAAGCAUGGAAAAUUCCAGGAGUUGCUCCUUUUGCUCUUUGCCUAUUCUUUGCCAAAUUGGUCGCUUACACAUUUCUCUAUUGGCUUCCUUUCUACAUUAGCCACACAGCUAUAGAUGGCAAGUACUUAUCCAAUGAGACUGCUGGAAACCUGUCUACAUUGUUUGAUGUUGGGGGUGUAGUUGGAGGAAUCCUAGCCGGUCACAUUUCUGAUCGCCUUAAUGCAAGAGCAAUAACAGCAGCGAGUUUCAUGUAUUGCGCUAUUCCUGCUCUCUUCUUCUACAGAAGUUAUGGACAUUUGUCAUUACCUCUAAACAUUUUCUUUAUGUUCAUAACGGGAAUGUUUGUGAACGGGCCAUACGCUCUUAUAACAACUGCGGUAUCAGCUGAUCUUGGUACACAUAGCUCUUUGAAAGGGAAUUCGCGAGCACUUGCAACUGUAACAGCAAUCAUAGAUGGAACAGGCUCGGUUGGGGCUGCAAUUGGACCCUUGUUAACUGGCUACAUCUCAACUAAGAGUUGGAGCUUAGUUUUCACAAUGCUGAUGGGAGCAGCCCUGAUUGCAGGAUUGUUUCUAACUAGGCUUGUUGUGUGUGAGGUGACUGAGAAAAUUGAGGAAUCAAGAUCACAAGGAGGGUCUCCCGCGACCAGAUCUUCAUCUCCAAUUGAUGAGGUUUGAUCUAGUGAUAGCGCGAUUAGUUUAUGUAUUGAGCAACUGUAAUUAUGUAUGCUCUUGUGAUUCAUUCCUUGUAAGAUGAAAAGUAAAAGAUAAAAAAAGGAUCUUAGUAAUUUACAUGGAGAGGAUUUUUCAGCCUUCUACUUGAAUUUACUUCUGAUAUAGAGGAAAAGAAACUCAGUGGAAGAGUGACAAAAGGGUGUGAGGUGGUGGGGAUAGAAUAAUGUGUUUGUAGUUACCUGUUUGUACAGUUUUGUAUGUUAUAGUAAAUUUUGUGUUAGAUUCAAAAUCAAUAAAACAUUUCAUCUGUUCAAUCA
Molecule: messenger RNA, 2121 nt
Organism: Cannabis sativa
Lineage: Eukaryota; Viridiplantae; Streptophyta; Magnoliopsida; Rosales; Cannabaceae
Product: putative glycerol-3-phosphate transporter 1
Exons: 3
Coding region: 224-1807 (527 amino acids)
Biological process (GO): phosphate ion homeostasis; transmembrane transport
Cellular component (GO): membrane
Molecular function (GO): transmembrane transporter activity
Source: RefSeq, a predicted model, not a curated record